Molecule: messenger RNA, 5848 nt
Organism: Anthonomus grandis grandis
Lineage: Eukaryota; Metazoa; Arthropoda; Insecta; Coleoptera; Curculionidae
Product: 1-phosphatidylinositol 3-phosphate 5-kinase
Exons: 22
Coding region: 189-5657 (1822 amino acids)
Biological process (GO): phosphatidylinositol metabolic process; intracellular signal transduction
Molecular function (GO): 1-phosphatidylinositol-3-phosphate 5-kinase activity; ATP binding; metal ion binding
Source: RefSeq, a predicted model, not a curated record
AUAAAAAAUAUCAAAACAUUCCACCUCAUUAGCCAAGGUUUUGAGUUUCUUGUAAAAACAAUGUUAUUGCGAAUACUUAAUUAUAUUUAACAUUGAUAUAUCGCUUAUCAUAACCCUGAUAUCUUUGUCUGCAAUUAGGAAGCAAAACAAAAAUCGGGAAAAGGCAUAUAGUCAAAACAUAAAAUAAAAUGAGUAAAAAUCUGCAGUGUCCCAACAAACUUACUGAAUUCGCCCCUUUGCAGCAAGAGGAAAAACCCCAAACAGUAACCCAAUUUAUUUCUAAGUUUUUUAAAGCAAACAAAACUGAAGAAUCACCAAAUUCUGAAACAAAUUGUUCAAGUAAUGAAGGCCUACCAUCUUGGGCUGAUGAAAGUGUAGAGUGUGGAAGUGUUGGUGUCCCUAAUAUAUAUCAGGUUAAUAUUAAUGAAGGACGGAGCCUUCCUAAUGUUUUAAAAAGGAUAAGCACCCUUUUAGCACUGAAAACUAAUAGCUUGCAAGACUAUGCAGACACUGAAUUAAAGCAAUACUGGAUGCCAGACUCUGUCAGUAAAGAAUGUUAUGAAUGCUCUGAAAAGUUUACCACCUUCAGGAGAAGGCACCAUUGCAGAGUAUGUGGCCAAAUAUUUUGUUCUCAAUGCUGUAACCAACAAAUACCAGGGAAAAUAUUUGGCUGUACAGGAGACCUGCGGGUGUGUACUUACUGUUGUAAAAUAGUUCUCUCAUAUCUUCAGUCUGCAAAUUUUGAUGCCACUCUCUCAGCUGAUUUGAAAGCUUUACAACAAAAUUUACAAAGCAAAUUUGGUGAUUCAAAUAUUGGCAUAUCAGAUGAUUUGUCACCAAAUAAACCACUUAGUUCAUCUGAGAGCAAUGAUUGUUUAAAAAGGAAAAUUUCAGUUGGAUAUCAGGAAGAGAGAUUCGGCUCUGAUGGAAGUCCGACUUCAUAUCUUACUAAUGAAGAGAAGUGCAAGGCACUACAAAAUUCCAUAUCUUUAAGAAAUCUCUUUGAUGAAAUAUGUAAAACAACUACUGGGGUUAAUUUCAGCCCUUUUAAACACAGAAUGCGCACAUAUUCUGAUUGUUUUUUAGGAUCUGAACUUGUGGAUUGGCUAAUUUGUCAACAAAAAGCAAAAAAUAGGAUUCAAGCUGCAGCUUUAUCUCAAGCACUUCUAGAAGGCAACUACAUAGAAUCUUUUACAGAACCAAGCGUUUUUGUGGAUGGGUAUGUUAGGUAUAGAAAGGGCAACUCUUUUUCUACAAAUUUUACACAGCUAAGUCCUAAUUGUGAUGUUCCUACCCAGGAAGAACCAAGUUGGGUGCAACAGAUAUCACAUGAUUCAAGUAACAGUGAUUCUGAUACAGACACUCCACUCGGUCCUCUACCCACAUCGAACUCGUACACGCUGGACAUGAAUGUAGAGGCGAGUAGCGUCUACCUCUGCAGACCACCAGAAUCCCCUUACUGCGUGGAAACUCCCGCAACCGAAGUACAGUCUUGCAAGCACGAAGAAACUACUGUAGUCCGACCAUCUGAGCAACGAGAGCUUGCUCCAGAAUCAGGCUGGUUUCACGCAUCAUCCUUGCGCGAAGAAAAUGGCGAAAAAGAAGCUUACGAACUUCUAUCCGAUGCUUAUGAGCAGCACGAACAGAGCCUACUAAAACAGCUCCUAUCCGCCAACGGUCUUUCGAUAUCUUGGAGCGACAUCCUAGUCCCGUUAAUUCGGGAUAUAAUAUGCCUCAUCAGGCCCGACAAGAACCACGACGCCGAAGAGCUGGAUAUCCGUAACUACGUUCAGAUAAAAAAAUUACCCGGGGGUAAAAAAGAAGACACUUACCUCGUAGGCGGGAUAGUUUGUAGUAAGAACGUAGCUCACCGCGAGAUGUCGGUAGAAAUCGAUAAUCCCAGGAUAUUACUCUUGCAAUGUUCAGUAGUUUAUCAAAGGACCGAGGGAAGACUUAUGUCUCUGGAACCUGUUAUGAUGCAGGAACACGAAUACUUACGCCACGUGUCAGCGAGGAUAGCUGCACUGAAACCAGAUGUCGUUUUUGUACACAAAAAUAUCUCCAGAUUGGCUCAGGAUAUGUUGAGGCAAUACAAAAUUACACUAGUGCACAACGUCAAACGGUCAGUAAUGGAUAGGCUGUCCAGAUGUACAGAGGGUGACUUAGUUACUGCCGUUGACGCCCAUAUAGGCAGACCGAAUUUGGGCACUUGCAAGAAGUUUUAUUUGAAGACGUUCCCGACAGAAAAAGGUGGAUCAAAGACUCUGAUGUUUUUCGAAGGUCUUAUGGCACCUCAUUUGGGGGCUACGGUACUUCUUAGGGGUACGACCAAAUCCGAACUUGUAAGAGUGAAAAAAGUUGCCUCGUUUUUGAUUUUUGCUGCAUAUAAUUGGAGACUGGAGAAGUCGUUUCUGAUGGACGAGUAUGCCUUGCCACCAAAUUCCAGAAUUGAGUUUUUAGAGGAUAGUAGAGAGAGUUCGCCGCAAACGUCAAAACCAAAGGUAUCUAUAGACGAUAUUGUUGAUCAACAACCUUCCGCAAUUACGCCUUCUAAUAAAAAUGAAAUAAUCGUUCAAACUUCAGAUAAUAAUAGACCUUCUAAAAAUCUAAAACAUAGUGAUGAACAUAAAGAUCUGAAAUUAAACACAUCCUCCAAACCGUAUGAGCCAUUUACCGAUCCGCUUCAAUCUUCAGAACCCAAAAAAAUUACAGUGGAAUCGAUUGUUGAUAACUCAGACCCUUUACACUCAUAUAGCAUCUCUACAGAACCGCAAGUUGAAACUUUAAAGGUUGCAGAACUUCCCUUUUCCAACAAUUUCAAAAAACACUUGGACGAUACAAUCUUAUGCAUUUCCCCGUAUAUACUGUUUCCUAUGCCCUAUUUGGAAACCGAUGGAGGAAGGAAAUGUAAUUUAAGACGCUUUUUUCACAAAGAUAUGUACUAUAGUGAACAAUUUGAGGUUAAUACGAGGAAUAAGUGGAGAAUUGUAGAAGUUGAACUAGAGAAAGGAAGUGGGGACAUUAAGAAGAAAAUCGAGACAUUUCAUCCGUUCCAGCAAGCGAAAAUAACUAAUACGGAUGAUCCUAUAGUUCAAAAUAUGCUCGCGCACUUCAGAGCUUGCGGGGGCCAGUAUAAGAAAAAAGAAAUUUUGAAUAUAGUUGAGGAAAAUAAGGAAAAUCAUAGGGUGGGAUCUGAGAAAAGCCGACUGGACGUUUUGGAUCCUAUGAACCACCAAAGACUAGCUGUUUUGUUUUAUAGUUUUAGUCACGAGUCUAAUAACGCUCCUGCAUUUUGUGUCAAUCCUUGGGUAGUAUAUAUGGACUUUUAUGGAAGAAACGAUAUUCCUAUCGGUUGUUUUCUCGAAAAGUAUUGCUUUAGAUCUACGUAUGCCUGCCCAUCAAAAACCUGUACGACCCCCAUGGUCAAACAUGUCAGGCGAUUCGUACAUAACUCCGGCAGCGUAACAAUCACUCUGAACAAUUUCCAUAGCGAAUUUGCCGAAGAAAAUAUCGUGAUGUGGAGCUGGUGCACUAAAUGUCAAAGUGUAUCACCGGUGGUGCCUCUUAGCGCUGAUUCUUGGAGUUAUUCUUUCGCCAAAUACCUUGAACUAAGAUUCCAUGGUGAAAUUUUCAACAGAAGAGGCCAAAGUCCUUGCACGCAUAGCCUACAUCACGACCACUUCCACUACUUUGGCUAUAAGAAUUAUGUGGCUUCCUUUAAAUACUCUUCAAUAAACAUCUGGGAAAUAUCACUUCCUCCAACAGUUAUUGAGUUUACUUAUGACUUAAACUCAUUAAAUUCGGAUUUAAUAGAGGAGGCAAAACUUCUAGCUCAAAAAGGUCAUGAUGUUUUAGCUUUUAUACAAGAAAAAGCAGCUGGGAUUCUAUUAGAAGAACUCGAAGGCGGGAUGAAUGUCAAACAAAUUCUUGCAAAAGAACUGGUGUCAUUUAAACAAAAAGUUGAAGCAAUUCAGCUUAAACUAACAUCCCCCUCGGUUGAAGUGAAAGAAUUUAAUGAGAAAGCUUUAGAGCAAAGUUACUGGAAAGUACAGGAUAACGUUACAAGAAUCAAAGCGACUCUUGUGGAAUUAGUGGAAACCUGGAAUCAGCAUCUUAAUGAAGCCAUAAGAAAAUCCGACAAGAAAAAGGAAAAAAACACCGUUCCAGAACUGGAGAGUCCUGCUAGCGAAAUAACUGAAAAGUUCAUAUUUAAUGCUGCGAAAGGAGCUUCGGAUUUGGAGAAAACUGAAAGUAUGGAUGAAUCUUUACCAAAAUCCCAUCUAGAAUCAUCCAUUAUCGCUGAUGAUUCAACCGACAGUAAAAAAGAAGUAUUUAAAAAAGAAAAAUCCGUUAAGAAUAUACUAGACAAACUUCUGCCUUCAUCCGGACAGCUAAAUAUAAUUCAGAGCCUUUUUCCACCUCAAGAUCACUACACCCUUCCCACAGGAGUAUAUGGUCCUAUACCGGUUCUAGAAACUGAACUAAGUUCGAUAAUAGCUUACGCCUUAAACUCGUACGAAUAUAAAAAGAGUCUAGAAGAUCUGACAAACAAGAAAAUCUGCAACUCUAACGACCAAUCUCCCAGUCCAAUCAGUAAACGCAAAUAUAAUAGCGAGAGGAUGACUGUGGAGGGGGAUGACAAAGGGAGUGGCUUAUUAGGAUUUCUCAGAAACAAGGAUUUAGUAAACAGUCCCACUGUUAUGGGACAACCAGAUAUGACAGAACUAGAACAAAACCAAGCAGUGCCAGAAAAAGGCGAAGAUCACAAGAAAGCAAAAAACUCCCAUGUAGAAGUGCAGUUUCAGGACAAUACUUGUAACUUUUUCUGUCGGAUUUAUUUGGCAGACAAGUUUGCCAGUCUGCGGAAUGCUGUAUUGCCGAUUGGUGAAGAAGCUUAUAUAAGAUCUUUAAGUAGGUCUAUAGAGUGGCAGGCGAGGGGAGGGAAAAGUGGUUCAACCUUUUCAAAAACCCUUGACGAUAGAUUCAUCUUAAAGGAAAUGCCCAAGGCAGAAAUUCAAGUCUUUCUCGAAUCGGCCUCCAACUAUUUCACUUAUAUGCAAAAAUGCUGCGCUACAAUGCAACCGACCCUUUUAGGGAAAAUAGUCGGGAUUUAUCAGAUUAUCUACAAGAACACUAGCAAUGUUACUCUGAGAAGUUGCGUAUUGGUUAUGGAAAAUCUUUUUUAUAAUAGAAACGUUUCUCAGAAGUUUGAUCUGAAGGGUUCCGUGAGGAAUAGACUGGUGGUGCCGGAUAACCAGGAGGGAGAAAUUGUGUUGUUGGAUGAAAAUUUAUUGAAAAUGACUUGCGAUAGUCCGCUGUACGUUUUGCCCCAUUCCAAAGAAGUAUUGCUAGCUGCCAUUCAAAAUGAUACAGAAUUUUUGUCCACUCAGAGUGUUAUGGACUACUCUCUUUUAGUGGGUCUAGAUACCAAAAAUAAGGAGUUAGUUUUGGGCAUUAUAGAUUACAUACGGACUUUUACUUGGGACAAGCGUUUGGAAACUAUCGUAAAGAAAACCGGUAUAUUGGGUGGCCAAGGUAAGCUACCCACUAUCAUUUCUCCCGAAGAAUAUCAAAAGAGAUUUAUAGAGGCUAUGCACAAAUAUUUUCUUGAAGUGCCUGACCAUUAUGCCGGAUUGGGUAAAGGUCUAGACCUGUGAACUCUUUUGUGCGCCCUUUAUAUUGUAGCAAUAAUAGCCAAUUCACUUUCUAAAUUGCGAAAUUUUAGAAAUCGUAACCAAAGAAAUUCGUAAACUUUAAGUAUUAACUCACAUUUUUUUUAGAAAAUUUGUUACCUUUUGUAAGAUAUUUAUACUGUGAUAAAAUAAAAUGCAUUGUAGAAAAACUAUAA